UGGCGGCGUCUGCCCUGGCGGGUGUGGCUUCGGCUCGGCCAGGUGGGCGCCGCUCGGUGGAAGACUGAACGGGGAAUGGCAUCUCCUCCCGAGGACCACCCCCCAAAGCCGGCCCCGGCCAAGCCCCUCACGGACCUGGAUUUCCGCUCCGGGGUGCAGAUCGAGGAGCUCAACCAACUCAUCCAAGAAUACGACGCCAGGACCCCCAGCGGCUGGGACGCCCCAGAGUUGUUUCAAGCCAAAGAUUUGGUUUUCUCGCUGCUGGGCCAGGUCCAGCGAUCUGAUGGGAGGCUGCCCCUGGUCAACUGCUACCUCCUCCUCUCCGGCGGAACCCAGCAGGGCACGGUCCACGUGGACUUGACCACACCGUGCCCCCUUUCUCCCGGCGGGGACUACGAUGCCAGCUUCACGCUCCUGGUGCCAGUUCUGAACGUGGCCGGGGUGCCCAUCACGUUGGACAUGAAGCACAGCCCCCCCGGCCACACCCAGAUCAGCCUCGGGCCCUUCGAUGCCGCGACGCUGCAGCACUGGUCCGAGUGCAGCUCUGGGGACGAAGCGUUCCUCUCUGCCCAGCUGGUCUCCGAGUGGUUUUUCCGGGCAUUUUCCAUGGCUGCCAAGGAUCUUCGGGUCGAGCUCCAGGGCCGCGUCACCUCCGUGGUCAUCUGCGUGGGACCCUGCCGCGUCCUCUACGACAUCAUCCCUGUGGUGGCCCUGAGGGGCUGGCCUGAGGUGGCCCAGCCCUGGCUGAGCCAGGCACACUUUUGGGACCACAAGCUGAGGGAGGAAGACGUCACCGCCGGCUUCUACCUCUUCCCGUCCCCUUCUGGCUCCGACUGGCGCCUGGCCUUCUCGGGCAGCGAGCUGCAUGUGAGGCGGACCCUUCCCCCUCCACUGCUGCGGUCCCUGCGAGCCGCCACGGCCACCCUCCCCUGGGACCGCCUCCCAGGCCUGGCGCCGUACCACCUCUUCACCCUGAGCUUGUGGUCCUGUGAGCGGCUGCCCGGCAGCUACCUGGCCCAGGAGGAGAACGCGGCCCACGCCUUACUGGGCCUCCUGGACGACCUGGCUGCCAGCCUGGUCCACGGGCGCCUCCCCAGCUACUUCCUCCCCCAGUGGAACCUCCUGGAAGGCCUGUCCCCUUGGGCCACGGGGACCCUGGCUCGGGUGGUGGCCCAGGUCAGAGCCAACCCCGCCAAGUACCUCCGCCAAGCCGUGGAGGGUGCCAAGGAAGCCAGGCGGCUGGCCAAGGCCUAUCGAAGCCAGCUGCUGUCCCCCGCGGUCGCCUAGCUGUUGGGCUGGCUUCAGCAGGGACAGACAGAGCCAGCCCACCUUGAGUCCUUCAGGAAGAAGGAUCCCUGGACUUUUCCGAGAAGCCACCCUGGGUGCUUCCCAGCCUUCAGGGGGCUGCAGAGGGCACUUUCUGGAGGAGGGGAUCCAACAGGCUGGCAGCCACUGCAAAUGUGCUGGACGGCAACCCCAGGCUCGCUGACAGUGAUGGGAGCUGUAAUCCCCUGUCGCAGGAAAGGAAGGGCAGGAUCUUGGGCGCAGGGACGGCCUGCCUUCUGCCACCCUGAAAUUGUGCCUUAAAGUGACAUAACCUUAAAACAUCUGGUUUGAAAGCCAGAUGACUGUAUCUUUCUCCUUGCUGUACGCUCAGCAUGUGCCUUCCGUUUCAGACACAGAUUCCUGCCGAAAGGGAUCCCGUGAGGUUCCGAGGUAGGCCCUCCAGAAGUUGGGGACUUCAACUCCCAUUAGCUUCAGCUAACCUAGCCAGAGGACUGGCAGCUUCAGUCCAAUGCUGCUGGAGGGUGCCAAAUUGCACAAAAGGAGGAGAGAUUUAGCUGAAUCCUCAGCUCUGACACCCUGGGCUGCUUUGGGCCGGGUGCUGGAAUGUUAAUAAAGAGGGACAUUUGGGUUGGACGGGAAGAAAAGAUCUUAGCAAACCUCUUUCUAGCCUGCCAUCCUCCAGAUGUGCUGGAUUACAACUCUCACAAUCCCUAGACAGCUCAGGAAUUCUAGUCCAACACAUCUGGAGGGCCCUGGGCUAGGUAAGCUUUUUCCUAUGGAAUAUUAGAAUAUCACAUGUUAGGGUUAGAUGAGUAACCGUGCUCUAAUCAUAGUUCAGAAAAGCAUCGCCUGGGCCUUGUACUUUUAUUUUCUUACUCAAUAGUUAAAUGGCGGGGAAGGGUCAUAGUCCACUUCUAAUGUAAAUCGAUUUUGCACAGCACUAUCUCUGCUUACCUGCCUAUCCCCCCCCAUCUGUCUGUCUGUCUGGACACUGACCAAAAUUGAUAAAAUCUAUCAAAAGAGAAGCUUCAGGGUUGUGGUUUGGGAAGGAGCGUUUUUUAAGCCUUUGGGGUAAAUAAUAUUUUGUAUUAAUCUUUGCAAAAGGUCAGAAUAAAGCUUUCU
This is a messenger RNA of Candoia aspera, 2409 nucleotides long. It is a transcript of the gene TMEM102, whose product is annotated as transmembrane protein 102. The transcript is spliced from 3 exons. The coding region runs from base 76 to 1287 and encodes 403 amino acids. The record is from RefSeq and is a predicted model, not a curated record. Lineage: Eukaryota; Metazoa; Chordata; Lepidosauria; Squamata; Candoiidae.